UUGAAUUCUUAAAAGAACACUGAGCUUAUUUCUUCAGGUUCUCCUCUCCUUCUCUGCUCUCCUUCUCUGCUCUUCUUCAUGCCAUAGUCGUUACUAACAGAGUGAAGAGGCAUGGGUUCUGCUGACAUUACGGAACUGGACCAGGGAUUUCUUCAGGAUGAAAGGAGCAAACAACACACAGGAGAUGGUUCCCUUGACUUUAGAUGGAAGCCUGCUAUUAAGCACAACACUGGCAAUUGGAGAGCUUGUCCAUUUAUUCUAGGCAAUGAAUGUUGUGAACGUUUGGCUUUCUUUGGCAUUGCGACAAACCUUGUUACCUAUCUUACCACCAAACUACAUGAAGGAAAUGUCUCUGCUGCGAGAAAUGUCAGCAUCUGGCAAGGAACUUGCUAUCUUACACCUCUCAUUGGAGCUGUUCUGGCAGAUGGUUACUGGGGGAGAUACUGGACAAUUGCUGUUUUCUCUAUGAUUUAUUUCCUUGGGAUGUGUAUCUUGACAGUUUCUGCAUCUGUUCCAUCAUUGAAGCCGGCUGAAUGUUUGGGUUCUGUAUGUCCUCCGGCUAGUCCCGUGCAAUAUUAUCCGCUCUACUUUGGUCUCUAUGUGAUUGCACUUGGGACUGGGGGUGUAAAAGCAUGUGUGCUAUCUUUUGGGGCAGAUCAGUUUGAUGAUACUGAUUCCAAGGAAAGAGCCAAGAAGGCUUCCUUUUUCAACUGGUAUUACUUUUCGAUCAACUUAGGUGCCAUUUUGUCAUGCAGCUUCAUCGUGUGGGUUCAAGAUAAUUCAGGAUGGGGUCUGGGAUUUGGUCUUCCUGCUUUGUUUAUGGGGUUAUCCAUUGGAAUUUUCUUUUCAGGAACUUCUCUAUACAGGUUUCAGAAGCCAAUGGGUAGCCCUAUUACAAGAAUGUGUCAGGUUGUGUUAGCAUCUGUCCGGAAGCAGAAUUUGGUUGUUCCCGAGGAUAGUAGUCUCCUGUAUGAGAUGCCGGACAAGAUAUCCGGAGUGGAAAGAAGUCACAAACUGAUGCAUCAUGAUGAUCUGAGCAUGGCUUCUACUAACGACGACGUUCGAGAACUGGAACAUGGCCUUCUUCAGGAUGAAAGGGGCCAACAAGACACAUUUCUUGAGGAUGAAAGGGGCGAACAACACACCGGAGAUGGUUCUGUUGAUUUUAAAGGGAGGCCUUCUAUUAAGCACAAAACUGGCAAUUGGAAAGCUUGUCCAUUUAUUUUAGGCAAUGAAUGUUGUGAACGUUUGGCUUUCUUUGGCAUUGCAACAAACCUUGUUACCUAUCUUACCACCAAACUACACGAAGGAAACGUCUCUGCUGCGAGAAAUGUCGGUGUCUGGCAAGGAACUUGUUAUCUUACACCUCUCAUUGGAGCUGUUCUUGCUGAUGGUUAUUGGGGGAGAUACUGGACAAUUGCUGUUUUCUCUAUGAUUUAUUUCCUUGGGAUGUGUAUCUUGACUAUUUCUGCAUCGGUUCCAUCUUUGAAGCCAGCCAAGUGUUUGGGUUCGGUGUGUCCUCCGGCUAGUCCUUUGCAAUAUUAUCUGUUCUACUUUGGUCUCUAUGUGAUUGCACUUGGGACUGGUGGUGUAAAAUCAUGCGUGUCGCCUUUUGGGGCAGAUCAGUUUGAUGAAACUGACUCUGAGGGAAGUGCCAAGAAGGCUUCCUUUUUCAACUGGUAUUACUUUUCGAUCGAGCUAGGCGCCAUGGUGUCGUGCACCUUCGUUGUGUGGGUUCAAGAUAAUUUAGGAUGGGGUCUUGGAUUUGGCAUUCCUGCUUUAUUUAUGGGGUUAUCCGUUGGAAGUUUCUUUAUCGGUACCUACCUAUACAGGUUUCAAAAACCAAAGGGGAGUCCUCUUACAAGCAUGUGCCAGGUUUUGUUCGCAUCUGUCCGAAAGCGGAAUUUGGUUGUGCCGGAGGAUAGUAGUCUCCUUUACGAGACACCUGACAAGCAAUCAGGAGUUAAAGAAAGUAACAAACUGAUGCAUCAUGAUGAUAUGAGGUAUUUUGAUAAAGCAGCUGUAGUGGCUGAUUCAGACAACAGAAGUGGUGACCGUUCUAAUCCAUGGAAGCUUUGCACUGUGACCCAAGUGGAAGAAUUGAAAAUCUUGAUUCGCAUGCUUCCAAUUUGGGCUACUGGCAUAAUAUUUUCUGCUGUCUACGCACAGAUGUCAACAUUGUUUGUGGAGCAAGGAACUAUGAUGGACACAUAUAUUGGUUCCUUCAAAUUAUCCCCAGCUUCCCUCUCAACCUUUGAUGUGGUAAGUGUUGUUUUUUGGGUCCCUGUCUAUGACAGGAUACUUGUUCCUAUUGCAAGGAAAAUUACAGGCAGGAAAAUGGGAUUUUCUGUGUUUCAAAGAAUAGGAAUUGGCCAUUUUAUUUCUGUCUUGUGCAUGUUAUCAGCUUCUAUUGUGGAGAUUAAACGACUGCAGCUUGCAAGAAAGCUUGACCUUGUCGAUAAACAUGUCCCCGUACCCCUUAGUGUAUUAUGGCAAAUACCUCAAAAUUUCUUAUUAGGUGCAUCAGAGGUAUUCACACUCAUUGGGCAGAUUGAGUUCUUCUAUGACCAAUCACCAGAUGCUAUGAGGACUUUAUGUAGUGCAUUGCCACUCGUGAGUUUUUCAUUGGGGAAUUACUUGAGCUCUUUCAUGCUUACUGUAGUAACUUAUUUCACCACACGAGGUGGAAAGCCUGGAUGGAUUCCAGAUAACUUGAACGAGGGACAUCUUGAUUACUUUUUUCAACUUAUGUCUGGACUUUGCUUAUUAAAUACAUUAUUGUACAUAAUUGCCGCCAAAAUGUACAAGCAGAAGAAGAGAUCGUAAGAUUUUUCAAGUGUUUAUUGUGCUUAGGAAUGGAAGCAGUUCUCAUAUUUGUUUGUUA
Molecule: messenger RNA, 2884 nt
Organism: Lathyrus oleraceus (garden pea)
Lineage: Eukaryota; Viridiplantae; Streptophyta; Magnoliopsida; Fabales; Fabaceae
Product: protein NRT1/ PTR FAMILY 8.3
Exons: 9
Coding region: 112-2826 (904 amino acids)
Biological process (GO): oligopeptide transport; transmembrane transport
Cellular component (GO): membrane
Molecular function (GO): transmembrane transporter activity
Source: RefSeq, a predicted model, not a curated record